UCUUACUCUGGAACCAACUCCAACUUCUUCAAUCCUUAUUUUUUAGCCCUCAAAUUCUUUAUCUACUCAUUUCCAUAUGGCAACGGGUCGAAGAAACUCCAAUUCUCAGCUUUUGGAAGAACUGGAAGCACUGAGUCAAUCCCUCUACCAAUCCCACACCUCCACCACUCGGAGAACUGCUUCCCUUGCUCUUCCUCGUGAGUCGGUUCCCGCUAUUGAUGAAGUCCCCAAUGCUAAAUUCCAAGAUAAUAAGCAAAACGGCAACAGGCCACGCACUCGGCGUUUGUCCUUAUCACCCUGGCGUUCCGGUCCCAAAGCGGAUAACGAAACCGAUGACCGGGACAAGGCUAGGGGAUCGAAUCAGUUAGAAGCAACAGCAGUGUCAAUAGAAAAGAAAGGGAUAUGGAAUUGGAAGCCGAUUCGAGUGCUGUCACAUAUCGGGAUGCAGAAGCUGAGCUGCUUGUUAUCGGUUGAAGUUGUGACUGCUCAAGGCCUUCCUUCUUCAAUGAAUGGCCUGCGGCUCUCCGUUUGUGUUCGGAAGAAAGAAACCAAAGAUGGAGCUGUUAACACGAUGCCAUCAAGGGUAUCGCAGGGAGCUGCGGAUUUUGAAGAGACUCUGUUCGUUAGGUGCAAUGUGUAUUGCAGUUAUGGCAAUGGAAAGCAGAUGAAGUUCGAGCCCCGUCCGUUCUUGAUCUACCUGGUGGCAGUCGAUGCCGAAGAGCUUGAUUUCGGGCGGAACCCUGUGGAUUUGAGCCUGCUUAUACAGGAGUCCGUGCAGAAGAGCUAUGAAGGAACUCGAGUUCGUCAAUGGGACAUGAGUUUCAAGCUAUCAGGGAAGGCCAAAGGGGGUGAACUCAUUGUGAAAUUGGGAUUCCAGAUCAUGGAAAAAGAUGGAGGAACUGCUAUUUAUAAUCAAGCAUCUGGGGGUUUGAACUUGAAGAGUAGCAAAUCCAAGAAUUUUUCAUCCUCUUUCGCUCGAAAACAAUCGAAAACAUCUUUCAGUGUCCCUAGUCCGAGGAUUGACAGUCGAUCCGAAGCUUGGACACCUUCACAGGCAGGAAUGACAGCUGAUCUUCAAGGACUAGAUGACUUGAAUCUCGAUGAACCAGCAUCCGUUCCUUCUUUGUCUGUCGCCGUUAAGAAAUCAGAAGAGCCAGACAGGAUGGAAGAGAUUGACCUCCCGGAGUUUGAUGUUGAAGACAAGGGAGUUGAAAUCCAAGAGAAACAAACAGAAGAAGAAGAAGAAAAAGAACCCGAAGAAGCUUUGGAAGAUAAAUCAGCUUCAAGUGAGGUCGUUAAGGAGAUGGUGAAUGGACAGUUGCACCAGACAAGGUUAACCGAGCUUGAUUCAAUUGCACAGCAGAUUCAAGCUCUUGAAUCCAUGAUGGGGGAUGAAAAGAUUGUUAAAAUCGAUGAAGAAACGGAAUCACAACGACUCGAUGCAGAUGAAGAAACUGUCACGAGGGAAUUUCUGCAGAUGUUGGAGAAUGAAGGAAGCAAUGAAUUUAAACUUGAUCAAUCUGAUGUUCCACUUUUUCAACUUGAGAAAGAUGAAUCUGCUGAUGAAUCUGGUUCAAAGGUUUAUCUCCCAGAUCUAGGAAAGGGGUUAGGUUGUGUGGUUCAAACAAGAGAUGGAGGCUACUUAGCCGCCAUGAAUCCUCUGGAUUCCUUGGUUUCUAGAAAAGACACGCCAAAACUGGCAAUGCAACUGUCGAAACCAAUGGUUAUCCCAUCUGACAAAUCAUUGAGUGGUUUUGAACUGUUUCAGAAGAUGGCAGCCGUUGGAGUUGAGAAACUCAGCUCCCAGAUUUUAUCCUCCAUGCCCCUGGAUGAAAUCAUGGGUAAAACUGCAGAACUGAUCGCUUUUGAAGGAAUUGCUUCUGCAAUUAUCCAUGGAAGAAACAAGGAAGGCGCUAACUCGAGUGCAGCUCGCACCAUCGCUGCAGUGAAAAGCACAGUGAAUGCGAUGAACACCGGCAGGAAAGAAAGGAUCGCAACUGGGAUUUGGAAUGUGAAUGAACAUCCAUUGACGGCAGAGGAAAUUCUAGCAUUUUCUCUGCAGAAGAUCGAGGGAAUGGUGGUUGAAGCCUUGAAAGUACAGGCAGAAAUGGCAGAAGAAGAACCUCCCUUUGAUGUUUCCGCCCUCACUGGAAAGACAACAACACAAGAUCAUCAACCGCUGGCUUCUGCAAUCCCACUUGAGAAUUACACCGCGAAUGCUUGCCAAACUCAGCUAGGAGACCCUGAAACACUGAUGCUCGUGUUGGUCGUGCAGCUACGGGAUCCCAUAAGGCGAUACGAGGCGGUCGGAGGCCCUGUAUUAGUGCUCAUUCAUGCAUCAGGCAGCGACACCAAAGCAGACGAGAACGACGAAGAAAAGAGGUUCAAAGUGACUAGUUUACAUGUGGGAGGCCUGAAGGUGCCAACAGCAGGAAAAAGGAACGUAUGGGACAGUGAGAGGCACAGGCUAACCGCCAAGCAGUGGUUGGUGUCGUACGGUUUGAGCAAGCCUGCGAAGAAAGGAAAACAUGUAUCCAAGGGGCAAGAUACUUUGUGGAGUCUUUCCUCGAGAGUAAUGGCAGACAUGUGGCUCAAAACGAUGAGGAACCCGUAUAUCAAGUUCCCAAAGUGAAAGAGAUUUUCUGGAUAUGAAGAGAGCUUGGAGCUAGCAGAUGGUUCUUGAGUUCUUGUCAAAUACUGAAGCAUCAUUACCUUUUCAUUCAAGUUUGGAGUUUAAUAAAGCUUUUCUUAAUGAUCUUGUAAGUAACUUGUUUGAAGACUUGUAUAUGUACAGUAGUAAGAUACAAUUUUAUUUGUUCUCGUUUCAGUUA
This is a messenger RNA of Hibiscus syriacus, 2831 nucleotides long. RefSeq names its product protein PLASTID MOVEMENT IMPAIRED 1. The record is from RefSeq and is a predicted model, not a curated record. The transcript has a single exon. NCBI's taxonomy places the organism in Eukaryota, Viridiplantae, Streptophyta, Magnoliopsida, Malvales, Malvaceae. The coding region runs from base 77 to 2632 and encodes 851 amino acids.